AUGAAGGCAUACUUUGUGGGUUCAAAUGAAGAAGAGUUAUUGUUGGUUCACCGCUAUAGUACUUAUACAUAUCAUUGUCGUGUGACAAGUGGAUUUAGAAUUUUCAAACUGAAUUAUGAUAAGCAUGAGUGGAUUGAGAAAAACGACUUAGGUGAUUUUGCUUUGUUUGUGGGUGAUAACUCUUCAAUAUCUGUCAUGGCUUCAAAAAUUCAAGGAUGUGAGUCGAAUUGCAUAUACUUCUACGCUGAUUGUGAUCGUGUGUUGGAUUUCUGGUCCGUCGAACACAUACUGAACAUAAAAAACCUCCGCAGACCUACCUCACUACGGCGCCACCGGAAAAACAAUGCUCAGCCUCCUCCGCCGGUCUUUCCCAAAGCUCCGGUUCAAACCCGGUUAUAUAUUCGGCUAUCCAGGCCCUAUUACGACCCGUCGCCAGUACGCCUUCUCCGUCGCCAGUACGCCUUCUCCACCGCCACCGGUCUCUAUGGCUUCGACCACUUAAAAACCCCCAAAGGCUUUCGACGUUUCGUCGACGAUGCUAUCGAAAGGUCCGGAGAGCUGGUUGCAUACAUUUCAGGGAUGCCUUCCUCAGCGGAAAUAAUAAGAGCCAUGGAUGAGAUUUCUAACACAGUCUGUUCUGUCAUUGACUCCGCGGAGCUUUGUAGACAAACUCAUCCUGACAGGGAAUUUGUUGAGGAGGCGAUCAAAGCUUCAAUAAGAGUUAAUGAAUAUCUACAUUAUCUAAAUACAAAUCAUACUUUAUAUAAUGCCGUGAUUAAAGCUGAGCAGGAGGGCAACUUGCUCACCAACGAAGCUCAUAGGGUCGCGCAUUACCUACACCUUGACUUUGAGAGGAGUGGGAUUCAUCUUUCUGCUGAGAAUGUAGAUAGAGUGAACCGGCUGAGUAUAGAAAUUUCCCAAUUGUGCAGACAGUUCAAUCAAAAUAUCGUCAAUGACCCGGGUACUGUGGACAUUUUCCCAGCGUCACAUAUGCCUCGAAAUUUGCACCAUCUUCUUAAGCCCAUCUAUCGUUCAACAUCUGUAGUUUCAAAGGACUCGUGGAGGCCCAGGGGUACCAUGAACGAGAAGGGGUUUCGUAUAACAACAGACCCACACACUCUAUCUUGUGUUCUGCAAGGGGCACCAAAUGAUGAGGUCCGGAAAAUGACAUAUAUCAAAGGAAAUUCUGUUCCUCAUGCAAACCUUGGUGUUCUUGAUCAACUUAUAGCUUCCUGCCAUGAGUUUGCUUAGGUUUCUCUAUCUCUCUCUCUCUCUGUGUGUAGUAUUAUAAGAUGUUGAGAAGGCUUUCCAAACCUGUGUGGAAUCAGGUUAAAGUUACUGCUCACAAGAACAUUUUCCCAUCUAGACUUGUAUGUCAUUUGAGGAGUUACUUUAAUGCAGAUCUCUUGUGAUCUUUUGUAGACAUCUAUAGUUUGUAGGAAUUGUCUGAUUUGAAACGUAGUGGAUAUGGAUUGAUGUAGGGUUUUUUUAAGCACAA
Molecule: messenger RNA, 1498 nt
Organism: Prunus mume (Japanese apricot)
Lineage: Eukaryota; Viridiplantae; Streptophyta; Magnoliopsida; Rosales; Rosaceae
Source: RefSeq, a predicted model, not a curated record